AUGAAGCUCUCCACUAUUAGUUCUCUUCUCCUCUCAGGAGCCUCCUGCGUGGUUGCACAUCCUACCAAAAGGGCCGCCCCAAAGAUUACUGACAUCGAUAUUCUCCAGUACGCUCUUACUCUGGAACAUCUUGAGGACAAGUUCUAUCGUGAGGGUCUUGCCAAUUUCACCCUGAAGCAUUUCGAAGAGGCUGGGUUUAAUGAGACUUUCUACAACAACAUCAAAGAGGUCUCUUACGAUGAAACCACUCACGUCUCUUUCCUCACUACAGCCCUAAAAGGUCUCAAUGCCACCCCAGUGGCAGAGUGCACUUACGCUUUUGGCGUGACCGACGUCGCUUCCUUCAUAGCCACAGCCUCGAUCCUCGAGGGCGUCGGCGUAUCCGCAUAUCUCGGCGCUGCAGCCUCUAUUGUCGACAAGGCAUACCUCACAGCCGCCGGCUCGAUCCUGACCGUCGAGUCCCGCCACUCAGCAUACCUCCGAGCCGCACAGAAGCAGUCCCCGUUCCCACAAGCGUUCGACGCGCCUCUAGACCUCGACCAAGUCUUCACGCUCGCAAGCCCAUUCAUCAAGUCCUGCCCCGAAAGCAACGGAAAGUUACCCGUGAAGGCGUUCCCCGGGCUCAUGGUCGAUGCGGCGUCCAAGGAUAUUAAGACGAACGCCACAAUCGCGCUGAACCUUCAACAGCCCAUCGACUCGCACGAGAAGUUGUAUGCUGCUUGGAUCGCUGUCACCGGCCCAACGUUCACGCCUGCGACUUUGGUAGGCGGCAAUAAGAUCGAGACAACAGUCCCCGAGGGCUUCCACGGUCAGACGUAUGUGCUCAUCACGAAGGAUAACGAGAAGGUGUCUGAUGACUGUGUUGCCGCUGGCCCCGCGAUCGUUGAAAUCACGGGGGCUCAAGGAUCACCGUAGAGCCUGGUCUAGCCGCCUUGGUAAAGGAUGGGGGAUCAGUCGCUUGAGUCGGGAAGCGAAUAUGGAGAUCGCGAUCUCAUUGAAUUAUCGUACGGAUGGAUCUCUAAAAUAAUUUGAAUAAUAAUGUAAUACAAAAUCUACUAGGUGUUUUUGCCUCCUAGGUACUCAUAGCUCUUUGUGAACGUAUUUUUCUGUUACAAGUCAUGAGGACCGGGAGGAUACCAAAAGUAUGUGCUCCGUGAAGGUAGAUA
This is a messenger RNA of Aaosphaeria arxii CBS 175.79, 1166 nucleotides long. RefSeq lists its product as uncharacterized. Bases 1 to 915 code for a protein of 304 amino acids. The record is from RefSeq and is a predicted model, not a curated record. Lineage: Eukaryota; Fungi; Ascomycota; Dothideomycetes; Pleosporales. The transcript has 3 exons.